Dimorphilus gyrociliatus is the source of this 2514-nucleotide messenger RNA. Lineage: Eukaryota; Metazoa; Annelida; Polychaeta; Dinophilidae. The record is from the annotation of a GenBank genome assembly.
AGGAUACUCGAGUUUGGUAGUACCUGUAAAUUAGAUAUUACUUUACAGAUUAACACUUGCCAUAACAACUCUUGCAUUUGUCUGGUAAAUAAGUUAAUUUUUACUAAAUUAUAUUUUUUAAUAUAAUACAUCUAUAUAUAUAUAUUACUAGAUAUAGCUUAAUGAAUCUUUUAUAGAAAAUAUACUGGUACAUAAUUAGAUAUUACUGGCUAGAAAGUUUAACGUUAUUUAUAUUUUAGAUAGGAUAUUGGUAUAGAAACAGUAAACUGAUAGUUGCUUAGGAAAAGCAGGAUUGUUCUAUUGAUUAAUAUAAAUAUAUAUUUCUUUUCUGUAUUUUACCUAAUUUUGUAUUAUAUAUAUAUAUAUAUAUAUAUCGUUUCUUUUUCCUAUAUAAUUUACAAGAAAUUGGAUGGAAAUGAGGACGUGGAACGUUUACGUACUGCUUCUCUGAAAAAAUUUCCAAUAGGUUGUCAUUGUUUAUUUCAAAACGUUAUUAUUUACUUUUCCGUAUUAAAUUACAUAAAUACAGAAGAACGUCAUUUUCCUGACGCUCAGCAGCUAGAUCCUGAGAUGGAAAUUAGCGAGGACAAUGUAAAACUGCAUCAAGCUAUGUUAAGACGGCAAGAAUUAUUGGAUAGAAUAAGGCACGAACGACAGGUUAAUGACGAAUUAAGGAGGCCAAGAUCCUAUACAGGUAAAAGGUAUAGAAGUCCUUCUCCUAUAGCUCCCUCGAGACAUUCUCUUCCUGAGAGAGGAAACCGUCACGUUAUAGAACAUCAAUUCAGGCAUGUUCAGCAAAGCCCUGUCCAUUUACCACCUAUCCAACAGCAUCCUCCCAGUCAGCCAAUUUAUUACCCACCGCCUGUGGUAGAGCAAAAAAACAGCAAAGCAGAACUUAUGGAACUGAUGCUUAUGCAAAACGCUCAAAUUCAUCAAAUGGUUAUGCAACAGAUGAUGUUAAGUGCAAUUCCUCCAAAACCUUACCAGAAUUAUCCAUCAGAACAGCAAAAACCUACAAUUAACCAUUUCCAUCAAUAUCCUAAUCAGUAUACCCAACUGCCUCCAAUUCGAACACAAGGACUUUUGCCGACAAGACACGAACAUAGGCCUCUUCCUAUAGAGUCUUUAAGAAAGUUUAGACGUGCGGCCUACGCAGCGUAUUUCAUUAAAUUACUUGCCAAUAAAAGAUUCAGGCUUCGUACAUCGGAUAAAAAUACAUCUUUUAUGUUUGGUAUCAACUUGAAGGAGAUAGUAGCAGCUCUACAUAGAAUUUACUUGGAACCUACUGGGAAAAUUUAUUCCGCUUUGAGAGAUGCAAUUUCCGAGAAAUCAUCACCGUAUGCCAUUAUCUUUGAUUCAAAUGCUAAAAAGGAAGAGUUGAAGAAAACUUAUACAGAAAUGGAAUAUGUAGUCGAAAAUGUUGUUUACGGAAUUACAGCUAUUAUGAUCUCGACCUCUGAUAAGACUUAUCAUAGUGAAACUGGUUUCGACGCCUAUUCAAUAGAUAAAAUCGAUGAGAACUUGAAUGAAAGAAUAGAAACUAUGGAAAGAGACACUAAAGAGCAGGUUGCUUCGGAUACAAAAGCAGGGGACAAAGAUAAUAUUCCCAUGGAAGAGAAUUUAAAUGAGGAGAUAAGUUAUACGGCAAUCAAUUACAAUGAAAGAGGAAUUAGUCAUGAUAAAGAAAUUAGACAAAUGAUUGAGCUAAAUAAAUCUGAAGAGAUAGGAGAAUUAUUACUUUCAAAUAUAGAGUUGAAUAAAAAUCUGGAUCUAACAGACGAUGACCUCGAUUCUAUGUUAGAGAAUACAAAUGUCGAAGAGAUCAAAAGCAAAGGAAAUAACGUUCGAUUUAAAAUCGAAGACGCUGAAGAGGCCAAAAUCGAUUUAGAAAAGGAACUAAUUAACAAUGAGGCAGAAUUAAGUCCUGAUGUAGAAAAUGAUUUAGAGCAUUUAAAGUCGCAGUCUAACGAAACAAAUGCUUUAAAAAUCGAAGAGGUACAAGCUGAAAAAGAAAUAGUAUCAGAAAUAGGCGGUAAGGAUGAAAGAAGCGUUGAAUUGCCAACCGAACCGGAUGUAGAACGGACGGAACCUACAUUCGAUAACCAAUUGGAUAAUAAAGAAGUAAUGGAGGAAGCUGAAAGAGAAAUACUGGUAGAGUUCGCUGAGAAUGAAAACGUUAAAGGGUCAAAAUCUCUUGAAAUUAAGGAAAUUAAUAUCGAGGCAAAGGAAACGAAUAAUGAAGGCAAAUUGCGUGAAAAGGAAAAUGAAAAACUGGACAAAAGUGGAAUCGUAGCAAAUGUCCUAAAUUUAGAAGAAGAACAGAAAGAGCAAAUUUCACGUAAACAUGAUGUUGAUGGCAAUCUCAACCUCGAUUUUAUUUUAAAAACAAAUCAGGAUAAGGUUAACCCACAAACAACAAGUAUUAAAGACGAAUAUGACUAUUAUAAAGAUCUAGAGGAAACAAGCGUCACUAUUGACGAAUUGGUGAAAAUAAAUAUGAAAUAUUUGAUUUAG